UUUGUCGUCGACUGAAUAAUGCGCAUGUGCAGUUUUUCUUGGGGAAACAUUCUAACUACGCGUGCUUAUGCAGCAGGUUCUCGGUCAGAAAGCAUAUGGUCGUACAUACAAAAAAAGCAGAAUAAUAGUAUAGGUUACUCAUUCUUCUGCACUUUGUGUUAUACAUGUUUCUGCAGCGCCACCAAAGCCCAUCGGGUAGUAGUAAAUACGAAAAUCGUAAAUGUCUGUCUCGGACCCGAUUCUCGGUUUUGAAUAGUAUGGUCUUUCAAAAGUAUUCCUCUAGCAAAUAAAUUAACACCCAGCGUGAAGUGGGACUGUGGUUGAAACUUGGAGAAAAGCCAACUCACGUAACAAAAAUAUAGCUUAAGUGCUUCAAGUACAAAUAUAAAGAUAAAUGCUGCUUUAACCAUGGAAAUAUUGAACACUGAAAUUGAACCCAUUACUGAUGAGGAGCAGAAUGCUUUGUUGGAUGUUAACCUGGUUAAGUGUGAAGAAGAUGCUAUAAAAACAUCACGUAGUACAAUUGGGAAAGAUGCUUCCAUGGAAAGAGGAUCUUCACUUUCCAUUUUUGAGUUUGGUGUAAUAAAAGAGGAAGAAGGAGAAAACUGCAUUGAAGUAACAAAGAAGAAUGAGGUAAACACAUUGGUCAAAGUGAAAAAUGAGCCAGCUGGUAGUUUUAAGGAAGAUAAGGUUGUUUCAGAGUUUAGUGAAAGUGAUGACAAUGAUCUGGAUAAUUCAAAAGAUAAUGUUCUGAGUGUGAAAAAAGAAAACGAAUUUCAAGAAGAUAUACAGCAACUUCACUGUGGGUUAGAAGGUACAUCUGAUCCAAAGACCUUCAUGAACAAAUACUGUGGAAAGCAGUUUCUUGGAUACCUUAUUUUAAAUCAAGAAGCUACCUUUAGAAAAACAAAAAUGAGCAAAUCACAGAAACCAAACAACAGUGAUGUUUUUGACAAAACAAUUUCAAAGGGAACUUACCCAAAAGGAUGUCAAACUUCCUGCAAUGGAGUUAAACCAUACACUUGUGUUAUGUGUGAUAAAGAAUUUGGUAAAAAAGGUGUUCUAAAAAAACAUGAGAAGACACAUACUGAGGAGAAGCCAUACAACUGUAUUGUGUGUGGCAAAAACUUUGGAACUAAUAGUCACUUAAAAAUACAUCAGAGAAUACACACUGGGGAGAAACCAUACAGUUGUGUAGUGUGUGGCAAAAAAUUUAGAACAAAUACAAACCGAAAAAUCCAUGAGAGGAUACACACUGGGGAAAAAAGAUACAGCUGUGUAGUGUGUAAAAAAGAAUUCUAUUGUAAAAAUGUCCUAGAAAGACAUCAGAGAAUACACACUGGGGAGAAACCAUAUAAUUGUGUAGUAUGUGGAAAACAAUUUGGAACAAAUAGUAACUUAAAAAUACACAAAAGGAUACACAGUGGGGAAACGCCAUAUCAUUGUGUUGCCUGUGGCAAAGACUUUAGAAGCAGCAGUUCACUAAAAAAACAUGAAAAGAUACAUACUGGUGAAAAACGUUACAGUUGUGUAGUGUGUGGCAAUCAAUUUGGAAGAAAUUGUGAUCUAAAAAUGCAUGAGAGAAUACACACUGGGGAGAAACCAUUUUGCUGUGCUGUAUGUGGAAAAGAAUUUAGAAGUAAUGGUAACCUAAAAAUACAUCAGAAAAUACACACUGGGGAGAAGCCUUACAGUUGUUUUGUUUGUAGAAAAGAAUUUGGAACUAAAAAUAACUUAAAAAUUCACCAAGUAAUUCACACUGGGGAGAAACCUUACAAUUGUGUAGUGUGUAGCAAAAAGUUUGGAAGUAACAGUUCAUUAAAAAAGCACGAGAAGAUACACACUGGUAAAAAACAGUUCUGUUGUAUAGUAUGUGGCAAUCAAUAUGGAAGAAAUAGUGAUCUAAGAAUACAUGAAAGGAUACACACAGGAGAGAAGCCAUACAGUUGUGCAAUGUGUGGAAAAGAAUUUAGAAGCAAUAGUAACCUAAAGUUACAUGAGAGGAUACACACAGGGAUAAAACCAUACAAUUGUGGAGUGUGUGGGAAAAUAUUUGGAACUAGUAAUAACUUAAAAAGACAUGAGAAAAUACAUACUCAUGAAAAACUUUAAAAGUUGGGAUGUUUUUUGGAAAAAGAAAAUUUUUACAACUUCAUUUAUGAAACAGUACUGAAUCAACUACAAUUAAAAUAGACCCUAGUAUUUGUGUAGGGAAACACAUCAUGAUAAUACAACAGUAAAUUAACAAAGAAUGAUUUGUAAGCAUGAUGAUAUUAAUUGUAGAAAAUAUACUACACAUUUUAACAGUAGCUGAACAAGAAGAACUAGGUACUGUCAAAACAUGCAUAUUUUCUACAAUAAAUGUCAUAAUAAUAAGUUUUUUAUUAAUUUAUAGGCCCUACAUUUGUGAAACAUGAAAUAGUUUGGAAUAAUAGUUUUCUGUAAUUAUUAAGAUUGUUUGUGUCAUUAUUUUAGUUCAAUAGAUCUGUAUAGGAAAAAAAAACUGUGUAAAAGGAAUUCCUAGUUAUCCUGUUUCAAUGCAAGAAGCUCUUCUAAACAGAAAACCAACAAGUCUUUGAAUCCAAGAUGGGUUGGUUCAUGUAUUUUGCAAAAUAUUUUUCAAUGAGAAAUUCCCUAAAAAGACAACAUGUACCCUAUGAUAAUAGUUGUAUAACAUAUUACAAAGAAUUUGGAAAUAAAAAUUUCCUACAAAAACAUUGGCGGAUACACCCCGUGCAAACUAGAAAUACUAUGUUUGUGAUGAGAAAAUGUUUACCAAAUUCACAAGUAAAACUAAUUACAGUGAUUUACAAUAUAUAUUUUUAUGUGGUGUUUUUGCAAAGAAUUACCUGCUAAAAGAUACUUGAAAGGAAUAUCAGUGGAUAUAUUACAUGGAGAAACAGUACUAAUGUCACAUAUGUGACAAUGAAUUUACACACUGUUAAAAUGUGAAGAGAUGGCGAAUUAUGCACAGUAGUAAUUUAUAUUUGUGUGGUAUGUGAUAAAGAAUUUGGAAGCAAGAGAUAACUAAAAACACUUGAAAGAAUUUACACUGGAAAAAAAAAUGUGUGUUUGUGGUUGAGAAUUUGUAAGAAAUAUAAUUGAACUUACACUUGUGAAAAUAUGUAGAGUUUAUUUAGACAUCUGGGUAGUAUGUGGAGAAAGACUUGGGAAACAGUGAUGGCCUAAAACAGUAUCAGGGAAUAUGUAUUGCAGAAUGUUUUUGUGACAACUGUGGCCACGAAUUUUCCAGAUAGAUCUUACUUAGAAAAGAAUCAAAGUGUGGAGAUAAAACAUAUAGUUAUGAAACGUUUAACAAAGAACUUAAGGGAGAGAAAAUUAUGAAAUAUUAUUGUAUAGAAUUCACAAUAUAAAAUACCAAUUUUUAAUGGUUGUAACUGUUCAGGAAUAAGACGAAAACCUUGUAUGUUUACCAAAAAUUUUUUCCUUUAUAGUUUAAAUUUUUUUUCAUGAUUUACAAAAAUUGAUUUCUUAUUGGAUGUAAUAUUACAUCAUAAUAAGACAGAUGAUAAUUUAAGUAACAUUAUCCUUUACUGAACUUGUAUAGCUUUGAAAUAAGAAGAGAGUAUAAUCAAACCUUUCCUGUUGUUAUGACUGAUGAGGUCAUCAAAUUAAUUGUAUUACAAGGUAUAGAGUAUUACGAUAUUGUGAAAUGCUUUUUAUAUCGGUCAUUUAUGGGACAUCAAGUCUAAUGAUUCAACUUACAUUUUUAAUUAUAAUAGGGUAGUUGUGUUUGAAAGUUGAGGUUUACAUAAUAAAGCACUUUUUUGAGUUAGUUUUCCUAGACUUUUAGCAAUCUGCUAACUGUUUGUGAACCUAGUACAAUACAGGAUGUAAAAUGUUGGAGCAUUCACGGUUACAUAUGUGAUGUAAGCUAGCUUUUAAGACUUUAUGCUAGUAGAAUUAUGAUGCUACAUAUUAUGAAUAGAAGUAUUUCUUUUCUUACUUACAUUCUUGGUAAGAAUAUACCUGAAAUCUGUGUUGUUAUAAGCUGAACAUAAUAUAACAUUAAUGAAAGAACAUAAAAACUAAGUAUAUUUAAGAUACUAAACUAUCUUGUGUGAUUUUCUAAUUUGACAGUUUUAACAGCUGAGAUGCUAAUAUGAAAAUGUAGUACUUUGUAUAUGUUAAAGUUCCAAGUAGUACAAGUCAUUUCUCAGCAUACUCAGGAAUAUUUUGACUUAACCUGGGCAUAAACACCAUUGUGACCCAUCAUAAUAUAGCAAGACUUCAAUACAGUUUAAAACAUUUCAUGUAUAUGUAGUAAAGGUACAAGCCAUCCAUCAUCCACAUUCAUGUUGGCAAGAUUCAUAUUGUGAUGUGUUUGCCAUCAAACACGUAAUUAAUGCAAACUUCUGGGCUUUUAUGGGCCCCCACACCUUUACUUCAUCAGUCCUGACAUGAAAUAAAUUGGAAUCUAAUUUUUGUGGCAAGAUCUUUGAGACAGAACUCUGUCAAAGGACUUGCAGUAAUAUAUAUAUAUAUAAUCAACUGCAUGCAUAUGACAGAGUUCUGUCUCAAUUUUAUAUUUCCAGUUUGAAUGCUGUUCAAAGAUUGUUAUUUGAGCAAACUGUCUAUUCUA
Messenger RNA from Limulus polyphemus (Atlantic horseshoe crab), 4603 nucleotides. RefSeq names its product zinc finger protein 2 homolog. Gene Ontology annotation, biological process: regulation of transcription by RNA polymerase II. The record is from RefSeq and is a predicted model, not a curated record. The transcript is spliced from 6 exons. Lineage: Eukaryota; Metazoa; Arthropoda; Merostomata; Xiphosura; Limulidae. Gene Ontology annotation, molecular function: DNA-binding transcription factor activity; RNA polymerase II cis-regulatory region sequence-specific DNA binding. Bases 409 to 2112 code for a protein of 567 amino acids.